GGGAGUUGUUAACGUACAAGUUAAAGCAACAGGCCGAAGCUGCGGACGAUGCCGCGCAAUAUAAAAACAGCGAUCUUUGCGAUAUCUUACAUUAUCAUCUCGGUUAUCAUCCUCCUCAUCAACUAUCAUCAUCUCAAUCGUAAGGAAAACUUGAUGAAACAAGCCCAAGGUGAUGAGAAAAGUAAUCAAAAGACCGGUUUGGGAAAUAAAGUCACCGAGAACAUAAGACUACUCCCUGUGGCCUCUGUGGAAACCCAGCCCAUUACAACAGACAACAACAGUGUCCUCAUGUCACGUGAUGAGAAAGGAUGGAGGAGGUUGAACUGUGGGCCGUCGAAACUCUUCCGCCCGAUUAGUUUGUCCACAGACAUCGGGAACCUGACUUUUUACGGCUUUCUGUCCGCGGAAUACGACCGAACUGUCCCUGAACGUGCGCUGAAGGGAAGAAUGUUUGAGAAAAAAGAAAUCGAGAGUUUUCUAACUCUGUCACGUGACUUGCCCCUCAUCGACGUGGGCGCCAAUGUGGGGCUGGUGGCGCUGCAAGCCGCUCUCCAGAAGAGGACAGUGGUGGCCAUCGAGCCCAUCGCCGCCAACGCGCUCCGCCUUUGUCGAUCUGUUCUCGACUUCGGACACGCCGGCCUGGUGCACGUCAUCCAGAACGCCGUGUCGUCACGCGAGGGACACGUCACUCUGGCCACUCAGGCCGCCAACACCAGCACACUGUUCACGGUCAACGAAGCAGGCAGACAGUUCACACACGACCUGACCCUGGCCUACGCCAUCAAACUGGAUCGCAUCUUGGAGAUGUUACCCUUCCGACGGGCAGCACUCAAGAUAGACGUGGAGAGUCACGAGGGUCACGUGCUGGAGGGGUCACGGGAUCUGUGGAAGACGCUGGACGUGCCGUUGGUGUGGAUGGAGUGGCAGCACGUCAAGGGCCGCGCGACCUUUGGGGGUCAGUUUGUCGUCGACUUCAUGACUGCCCGCAACUUCCGCCCGCACCACGUCAUCUCCGGGAAACUUCUGGAAGGCGACUUCAUGUCCUGGCCCUUCACCGUGCUGUGGCGCCGAUGAGCCUCUGAUCCCGCGAGUUACCUCUCUUAAUAAAAUAAC
Messenger RNA from Pomacea canaliculata, 1113 nucleotides. RefSeq lists its product as uncharacterized. NCBI's taxonomy places the organism in Eukaryota, Metazoa, Mollusca, Gastropoda, Architaenioglossa, Ampullariidae. The record is from RefSeq and is a predicted model, not a curated record. The coding region runs from base 49 to 1074 and encodes 341 amino acids. The transcript is spliced from 3 exons.